Molecule: messenger RNA, 1317 nt
Organism: Danaus chrysippus (African queen)
Lineage: Eukaryota; Metazoa; Arthropoda; Insecta; Lepidoptera; Nymphalidae
Source: the annotation of a GenBank genome assembly
AUGGAGUUGAAGGUCUGGGUCGAGGGAAUACAAAGGAUAGUUUGUGGGGUGACGGAAACUACAACCUGUCAGGAUGUAGUUUUUGCUCUGGCGCAUGCCACUGGCAAAGUUGGCAGAUUCACAUUGAUAGAGCGAUGGAGAAAUAACGAGAGACUGUUGGCUCCACAAGAAUAUCCUUUAAAGAUUCUGAUGAAAUGGGGUGAAUACUCUAAUGAUAUACAAUUUAUAUUAAGAAGAUCUGAUAACAGCAGCAACCAAAAACCUUUACAACCUACCGCUAACUCUAGAUCUCCCAUCGGAAAUGGGAAUAACACAGAUAAACAAAGCUCACCGAGCCAAGCAAAUACUCCGGUUAACAAUGUAAAUACUCCCAAUCCAGUGGGUGUAGUGAAGGGUGUUCAACAAAAGUCACCUGACUCAAAUAGUCCUGUACUUAAAGGUGUACCGCCUUAUAGGGAUCCCCCACCUCCUUACCGGUCACCACCGCCACCAGCUCUUCGUAAGUCACCAAACGCUCGUCACAUGUCACCAGUUAAUAACGAGGAAGAACAAACUCCUGAGGCAGUCAGCUAUAAUAGCCAGUAUAGAGAAUUAGUGUCACUCGUUAACUAUCAGAGAGAAAAGUUAACUGCACAACAGGUGGAUCUAAUCAAGUAUGACGCUGAAAUAGGUUUUUGGGAGAAUAAAGGAAGAGAACAGGAUCGGCAAGUAGAAUUGUUGCAGCAACAAAUAAGUUCAGCCGAUAAUCAACUUAGAUUGAGUGCUGAACAGGUGCAAGCAUUAAAUUAUGUGGAAGAGGAAAGCGAAAUUGUUAAACAGAAUGAAAAAACACUCAAAUCAGAAAUAGUGCUAGUGCGAUCAAAGUUGGCGAAUUGUGAGACUGAACUGUUGCAAUGUAAGAACAAAAUAAGAAAAAUCAUGGAAGAAAUACAUAAUGAACAGCGUGUUAUUAAUUCUCGUCAGCAAGAGAACAGACAGGCCUUAGAACGUUCAAUGUUAGCAGAAAUGGAAAAUCUGCAAACACAAAUUCAACAAGCCAAACAUGCAACUGAAAUUAAUCAUCUAACUGCUGAAAAUUUAAAAAGAGAGGUUGGUGUGUUGGAGAAUGCUAUAAUGGAGAAGAAACGCCAGGUUGAGAGGCUAGUGCAGGAAAUGAAAGAAGCAAAUCUGCAGAGUCUAACGGGCAGUGUCGAUGAACUCAGACAUCCACUUGAUGGUUUAUGUAAAGCUGGAAGUGCAAGGAGAAUAAUAGGUUCACCAAGACAGCUAGAAAAUGCUGCACCAACUAACAAAAAUCCACAUGGUGUUUGGGUUUGA